Phytomonas sp. EM1 is the source of this 612-nucleotide messenger RNA. NCBI's taxonomy places the organism in Eukaryota, Euglenozoa, Kinetoplastea, Trypanosomatida, Trypanosomatidae. The record is from the annotation of a GenBank genome assembly.
AUGGAACAAUUUGAACAACCCCUAGAGGGUAUAUUUCGUGAUGGCAUUCCAGCUCCGGUGCUCCGCGCGCUUGCGCCGCUAUACCAGGCCUUACCCUCUCUCCAAGAAAAAGUGAGCAACGCCAGGGACUGCUAUUACUGGCGUGCCAACCCCUUUCGCUGCGUUGAUGAGGACGUCGACGUGGUGACGUCCUUCAUGCAGGCCUCGGAGGCCUCCUUCCGGCUCUGCCCGCAGCAGUCCGCGACGCUGCUCAAGUGUCACAUGACGGAGCCCGCCCGCGCCGUGUUUUUCUGUCGUGACGAGGAGUGGGAGUGGCGGACGUGCCUGAUGGACCAGACCGGGCUGCGCUUCUGGCCCUACGCGAACGCCCCGAUCGGGGCGCCGUGGUCGAAUGGCGGCCAGACGGAGGAUUUCCACUUAGAGGAUCGGUUCUUUUACGAGAAUUUUUCCUGGUGGAGACGGCGGGCGUCGAUGAUGGCGGUGCGGCAACGUGAGCUAGAGGUGCAGUCCCAUCGGAAGAAAUGGCAGGAGGAGCAGAUAAAGGGGGGGCCUGACCUACAGCCCCCUCGACCCACCAUAGCACCUGUUGGCUUUAACAACCGAGUUAGUUAG